Messenger RNA from Rhinocladiella mackenziei CBS 650.93, 603 nucleotides. RefSeq lists its product as uncharacterized. The transcript has a single exon. Bases 1 to 603 code for a protein of 200 amino acids. The record is from RefSeq and is a predicted model, not a curated record. NCBI's taxonomy places the organism in Eukaryota, Fungi, Ascomycota, Eurotiomycetes, Chaetothyriales, Herpotrichiellaceae.
AUGGUAUGGGGCCCGGGAAAGACAGAGUUUUGUACCAGAAAUCCGGACCUUCGUCAGCACGCAAAUGUCGGUUCUCUCGAGUUCAAGGGACUAGAAGAGAAAGAAGCUCUACGUCUUCUGCUACACUGUGCUCAAAUCCCACAUCCGUGGAGCGAAUCCACCAUCGACCUCGGGAAUCGAAUAUCAAAAGCUCUCGGCUACCUUGCGUCGGCAUUGGUCCUAGCUGGAAGGUCGAUAUACAGACAAAACUGUGGAUUGAAAGACUAUCUCGACCACUAUCAGCAUCGUCGAACCGCCUAUCAGUUGUUUCACAGCACAGAUCGCCCGACAGAAUCUGACUUGGAGAGAAACAAUGAGAUCGCAUAUCCCACAUUUGACCAUUCUCUGAAAUACCUAGAGAACGAUAACUCUGUUGCGAGUAAAGACGCCAUGGAAAUUCUCAACAUUGUUGCUUUCUAUCGGAUAAGCAUGGAUAUUUUCACGCGAGCUGUGAAGAACAACAUGAAGCCCUCCGACAGUGAGACGACACUGUCACCUGGCGCAAAGAUUAUUCAACUUAUCCAUAAUCGAUUGCGACAUCCACCCAUUUUACCAAGCUUUUGA